AGUUGCAGUUAAAUUGCUGAAAAGGCGGUGCUUUCUCUCUCAUUCCACGUCUCACUCUCACUCUCACACCACGUAUUCCUCUUUUCCCACGCCACCUUCCUUGCUUCUUUUUUGAACGUUGCUUCUUUCUGUCACCACAUACCACCGCUUACUUUUCACUUUUUUCUCUCCCAAUCUGCCGCCGUCCAUAUCUCCGAUCACUUGUUUAACAUGAGUACCACAAUCAAAACAAGUUUACUCGCCUUGUUUCUGCUGUUCAUUCUGUCACCGACCGCAUUUUCAUCCACUAACGGUGGAUUGCUUCGAGUCGGUCUUAAAAAAAGGAAGACGAACCAAUUCAACCGGGUUAGCGAACACGGUUUGUCCAUGGAAGGAACCGAUAGAAGAAACUUUGGCUUCUACGAUACUCUGAGGAAUUCAGAGGGUGAUGUUAUCGUGCUAAAGAAUUACAUGGACGCUCAGUAUUUCGGUGAGAUUGGUAUCGGCACUCCACCUCAAAAGUUCACUGUGGUUUUCGAUACCGGGAGUGCUAAUUUAUGGGUGCCUUCUUCAAAGUGCUUCCUUUCAGUAGCUUGCCUUUUUCACCAGAAGUAUAAAGCUAGCCGUUCAAGUACCUACAAGAAGAAUGGUACAGCUGCUGCCAUUCAGUAUGGAACUGGAGCAAUCUCUGGUGUUUUUAGCCGAGACUCUGUCAAACUCGGUGAUCUGGUCGUUAAAGAGCAGGAUUUUAUAGAGGCAACCAGAGAGCCCGGAAUCACUUUCUUGGCAGCCAAGUUUGACGGUAUACUCGGGCUCGGAUAUCAGGAUAUAUCUGUAGGGAAAGCUGUACCCGUUUGGUACAACAUGGUUAAUCAAGGUCUUGUUCAAGAACCGGUGUUUUCCUUUUGGUUUAAUCGCCACGCUGGUGAGGAAGAAGGGGGUGAACUUGUGUUUGGUGGGGUUGAUCCUAAUCACUUCAAGGGUAAGCACACGUAUGUCCCGGUGACCCAAAAGGGCUAUUGGCAGUUCGAUAUGGGUGACGUUCUUAUUGGAGAUAAAACUACUGGAUUUUGCAGCGGUGGCUGUGCAGCAAUUGCCGACUCUGGAACCUCUUUGUUAGCAGGUCCAACGACCAUCAUCACUCAAAUCAAUCACGCAAUCGGUGCUGCGGGAGUAAUGAGCCAGCAAUGCAAGACAUUGGUUGAUCAGUACGGAAAGACUAUAAUCGAAAUGCUCUUAUCUGAGGCGCAACCUGAUAAAAUCUGUUCUCAAAUGAAUUUAUGCACUUUUGACGGUUCGCGAGAUGUUAGUUCAAUAAUCGAGAGUGUGGUUGACAAGAAUAAUGGGAAGUCUUCUGCUGGAUUAAAUGACGGGAUUUGUGCAUUCUGUGAGAUGGCUGUUGUUUGGAUGCAAAGCCAACUUAAACGAAACCAGACUGAAGAUAGCAUAAUUAAUUAUGUCAAUGAGUUGUGUGAUCGAAUACCCAGUCCAAUGGGAGAAUCUGCAGUGGAUUGCCAGACUCUUUCCAACAUGCCUAAUAUCGCCUUUACUAUUGGCGGUAAAACUUUUGAUCUCACCCCAGAACAGUACAUUCUCAAAGUCGGUGAGGGAGAAGUUGCCCAAUGCAUCAGUGGUUUCACUGCUUUGGAUGUCGCCCCUCCUCAUGGACCUCUUUGGAUCCUUGGAGAUGUUUUUAUGGGUCAAUAUCACACGGUGUUUGAUUUUGGUAAGUCACGCGUUGGAUUUGCUGAGGCAGCUUGAGCGAGACCUAUCCGUCCUAAGGCUAUCGGUAAUGUUUUUCUUUGCGUAGAUACUCCACUUGAAAAAAAAAAGUUUGAACGGAAUCAUAAAUGUCGUAUGUAAGAUUGUAAGAACUUGUGGUGGUAAAAAAACGUGUUUGAUGGUGUGUAUGUUAUUCUACUUGCGCAUUAA
Messenger RNA from Helianthus annuus (common sunflower), 1911 nucleotides. RefSeq names its product cyprosin. Gene Ontology annotation, biological process: lipid metabolic process; proteolysis. Bases 211 to 1740 code for a protein of 509 amino acids. The transcript has 14 exons. Gene Ontology annotation, molecular function: aspartic-type endopeptidase activity. The record is from RefSeq and is a predicted model, not a curated record. NCBI's taxonomy places the organism in Eukaryota, Viridiplantae, Streptophyta, Magnoliopsida, Asterales, Asteraceae.